Molecule: messenger RNA, 807 nt
Organism: Vicia faba (fava bean)
Lineage: Eukaryota; Viridiplantae; Streptophyta; Magnoliopsida; Fabales; Fabaceae
Source: the annotation of a GenBank genome assembly
AUGCAUAAAAAGAAAAGCACACAGUACAUCAAUUUCAAAGGAUGUUAUACAACAAAGAAGGGUGAAACCCCUGAGCUUAAAGAAGAGCUUAAUUCUCAGUACAAGUAUAAGAGAAAAGAUGCAGUGAAAAAAAGUGAUUGCUGCUAUGACUGUUGGAAAGGAUGUUUCUUCGUUGCUCACAGACGUGGUGAAUUGUAUGUAGACAGAAAAUUUGGAGCUGAAAAAGAUUCUCAAGAUCCAAAUCCUUUAAUUCUUGCCUUAGCUGUGCGAAUAAUGGGUUUCAUUCGUGUGGAUAAAAUCACCGAGUAUCUAUGUGAUCCCCUUCAAAGAUUCCUAAAGGACGAUGAUCCAUAUGUUCGCAAGACAACAUCCAUUUGUGUAGAAAAGCUUUAUGACAUAAAUGCACAAUUAGUUGAGGACAGGGGAUUUUUGGAAUCACUGAAGGAUUUGAUAUCUGAUAAUAAUCCAAUGGUUGUAGCUAAUGAUGUUGUGGCACUUGCUGAAAUUCAGGACAAUAGCAGUAGACCCAUCUUUGAGAUCACUAGCCACACACUGUCAAAGCUCCUCACUGCGUUAAAUGAAUGUACAAAAUGGGGUCAAGUUUUUAUAUUGGAUGCUCUCUCUAGAUACAAGGCUGCUGAUGCACGUGAGGCAGAAAACAUUGUAGAAAGAGUUACCCCAAGAUUACAGCAUGCCAAUUGUGCAGUUGUACUAUCAGCUGCUAAGAUGAUCCUUCAACAAAUGGAGCUCAUCACCAGUACUGAUGUGGUCCGAAAUAUUUGCAAAAAAUGGCCCCUCCUCUUGUGA